GGGGGUCCCGUGAGCUCAGGGUCGAUGUGGCGGUGUCCGUGCCCGUGCCUCUCCCUCUCCCGGGGGUCCCGUGAGCUCAGGGAGUGUGACAGCUGGAGCCCCGCCGGACACUUGCGUGAGUCCCGAUCCUGCCCUCUCUGCCUGCCCUGGGCCAUGGUGACAGAGGAGGAGGUGGAGGCCAUCGGGCGGACGCUGACGGACGCGGCCCAUCCCUUGCCCGCCCGGUUCCGGGCCCUUUUCACCCUGCGCAGCCUGGGCGGCCAGGCGGCCGUGGCCUGGAUCAGCAGAGCCUUUGGGGACAGCUCGGCGCUGCUGAAGCAUGAGCUGGCCUACUGCCUGGGCCAGAUGCGGGACGAGGCAGCCAUCCCCGUGCUCAUUCGAGUGCUGGAGGACACCAGCCAGGAGCCCAUGGUCCGGCACGAGGCAGGUGAAGCCCUGGGUGCUAUUGGGAAUCCUGAUGUGCUGGAUAUCCUCAAACACUAUUCAGAGGAUCCUGUGGUUGAGGUGGCAGAGACAUGCCAUCUGGCAGUGAGGAGGCUGGAGUGGCUGCAGGAGAACAAGCAGGAGCUGAGCACCAGCCCCUACCUCUCCGUGGAUCCUGCUCCCCCUUCUAAGGAAACAGAUGUUGCCAAACUCCGCCAAACCCUCCUGGACGAGUCGUGCCCACUGUUUGACCGCUACAGAGCCAUGUUUGCCCUGCGAAACCUGGGGGGCCAGGCUGCUGUGCUGGCUCUGGCAGAUGGGUUGCGCUGCGGCAGCGCCCUCUUCCGCCACGAGAUCGGCUACGUGCUGGGCCAGAUGCAGGACGAAGCCUGCGUCCCGCAGCUGACGGCAGCGCUGCGCAGCCGCACCGAGAGCCCCAUGGUGCGCCACGAGUGCGCUGAGGCGCUGGGUGCUAUCGCCCGCCCGGCCUGCCUGGAGACCCUGCGCGCCUUUGCCGGCGAUGAGGAGCGGGUGGUGCGGGAGAGCUGCGAGGUGGCCCUGGACAUGUACGAGUAUGAGAACAGUGCCCAGUUCCAGUACGCCGAUGCGCUCCGCAAGCUGCAUGCCGCUGCCUGAGCCCCGGCUGACGGGCGCGCGGUGUUGAGCCACCCGCGCCCCUCCUGCUGCCGUGGCUGCCUCGGUCAGUGUGCAUUCCUGCCUUUCAUGCAGUGGAGCUGGAGAAGGACCAGGAUUUGCUCUCUGGAACAAUUAAAGCCACCUUCCAAAUAUA
This is a messenger RNA of Pogoniulus pusillus (Red-fronted tinkerbird), 1213 nucleotides long. RefSeq names its product deoxyhypusine hydroxylase (gene DOHH). The record is from RefSeq and is a predicted model, not a curated record. The transcript has 5 exons. Bases 25 to 1059 code for a protein of 344 amino acids. Gene Ontology annotation, molecular function: deoxyhypusine monooxygenase activity. NCBI's taxonomy places the organism in Eukaryota, Metazoa, Chordata, Aves, Piciformes, Lybiidae. Gene Ontology annotation, biological process: peptidyl-hypusine biosynthetic process.